Hypanus sabinus (Atlantic stingray) is the source of this 1336-nucleotide messenger RNA. RefSeq names its product neuronal acetylcholine receptor subunit alpha-3-like. Bases 16 to 1278 code for a protein of 420 amino acids. Gene Ontology annotation, molecular function: acetylcholine-gated monoatomic cation-selective channel activity; transmembrane signaling receptor activity. The transcript is spliced from 4 exons. NCBI's taxonomy places the organism in Eukaryota, Metazoa, Chordata, Chondrichthyes, Myliobatiformes, Dasyatidae. Gene Ontology annotation, cellular component: postsynaptic membrane; neuron projection; synapse. Gene Ontology annotation, biological process: regulation of membrane potential; signal transduction; monoatomic ion transmembrane transport. The record is from RefSeq and is a predicted model, not a curated record.
GAAGUCAAUCAAAUUAUGGAGACCAAUCUCUGGCUGAAACAUAUAUGGAACGAUUACAGGUUGACAUGGGACCCUGCAGAAUAUGAAGGAGUCCGCUUUAUUAGAGUUCCUUCAGACAGAAUCUGGAAGCCGGAUAUCAUUCUGUACAACAAUGCAGUUGCGGAUUUCCAAGUGGACGAAAAGACCAAGGUGCAGCUGCUGUCCAAUGGUACGGUGACCUGGGUCCCGCCAGCCAUAUUCAAGAGCUCCUGCAAGAUGGAUGUCACCUACUUCCCGUUCGAUUACCAGAACUGCAGCAUGAAGUUUGGCUCCUGGACCCACGACAAAGCCAAGAUUGACCUGGCCCUGAUUGGCAGCGAGAUGAACCGGAAGGACUUCUGGGAAAGCGGCGAGUGGGCGAUCAUCGCUGCCCCUGGGUACAGGCACGACAUCAAGUACAACUGCUGUGAGGAGAUCUAUGUGGACAUAACCUACUCCAUUUACAUUAGACGGAUGCCUCUAUUCCACACCAUCAACAUGAUCAUCCCAUGUCUGAUGAUUUCUUUUCUGACUGUCCUGGUUUUCUGGCUACCCUCUGACUGCGGCGAGAAGAUAACCCUAUCGGUUUCAGUUCUGCUGUCACUCACCGUGUUUCUCCUCGGCAUCACGGAAAGUGUUCCAUCCACCUCCUUGGUGAUCCCUCUCAUUGAGGAAUACCUGCUCUUCAUUAUGAUCUUUGUGGUGCUCUCUAUCAUCAUAACCGUCUUUGUCCUCAACGUCCACUACAGAAGCCCCUCCACCCACACCAUGCCAAGCUGGGUGAAGACCUUCUUUCUGAAGGCACUGCCGCGCGUCCUGUUCAUGACAAGGCCAGGAGGCGAGGCUGGAGCUCAGGAAGGCCCAACAACCCCCAGUCCGCCUGAAUGCACCGGCGAGCUCUCCAACUUCAGCGGCACGCCAGAAGCCUGCAGCCAGGGCCUGCAAUGCACCUGCUGUGGGGGCUGCAGGCUGGGAUCCUUGGACACCGGGAUCUAUCUAAUGCGAAGCUCCAGUGUAGAGACCCCCGACGCUUUGUUCACAACCUCUGGCCUUGGUCCUGAAGUUCAGGAAGCUGUUAAAAGCAUCACAUGCAUUGUGGAACAGAUGAAGCAACAGAAUGAAGACAAGGAGAUAGAAGAUGACUGGAAGUACGUUGCCUUGGUGAUUGAUCGGAUCUUCCUCUGGAUCUUCAUUCUGAUGUGCAUCUUGGGAUCGACUGGCUCAUUCCUGCAGCCACUGAUGUCUGCGAAUGAGACCUGAGCAGAGUCAGGGACUGUGUCGUAAACACAGACGCUCCUUUUAAGACUGGGUAAAAUAC